GUAGCAGCCAUUGCUCAGCAUCUCAAUGCCGCCAUAUUCGGCCUAGCGCAGAGACAACGGCGUAGGCAGAGAGAAGAUCAGACGAGGCGCGACAGGAACAGCCAACGGAGGAAGAAGAGAAAGGCGCCGAGGGAUGGACAAGGGGCAGCAGGUGAUGCAAAGAGGCAUAAGACCGAGGGGAGAGGGCAGUCUGAAGCGCUUGAAGAUGAGCGACAGAAGCGUGACACCUCAGCCGCUCCGAGCGACAAGACGGCGGGCAGGUCGAACGCCGGCGAUAUUGAUGAGUCAGAUGGUGAGGACAGCAAAGAGGAGGCGGAUCCCACGGAUGAUGAGGAUCAAGAAGAGCAAGAUGAGGUAGCACGACUUCAGCAUAGACUCGAUAUGGCGGGCGUAGAGGGUGGUGGCAUCGGCCGGGGCCUCCGACUCGAGGUGACGCCAGGAGCCAUCUUAGACAAGCUGGCCGAGUAUUACGAUGUCGACACUCUUGACGACAUUGACGAACGUAGCUUGACGUCCCACCAGCUCGCACCUCAUCCCUCCGUCCGGCACGAGGGAUACUCCAAUGGCCAUACUCGGCCUGGGAACCCCAAGAGGCCAAAGCGAGAAGACGAGGGCAGCGAUGAAGACGACGAGGAUGAGCCAAUUGACUUUGCUCUUGUACCUGGAGACGCAUAUAUGGCACUCGUAGACAAGCGAGCAGGGGCCGAUGAAGAGCAAGCAGCACGCGACCACGAGGAAUGGGACGACUCGUUGAGCUCGGCCAUCUCUGGAGACGAUGAAGAAGAUGAGGAGGAGGAAGAUGCGGACGCCAAGGUGAAGACGGAGGACGAUGAUGAGGUCGAGGAAGAUGAUGACGACAACGAAGAGGAAGAAGCCGAAGAAGAUGUCUCGUACGAAGACGAGGGCAAGUCUCGAGGCAAGAAGUCACGCUCGAACGCUUCAGCGACGAAACAACGUCCCCCAGCCUCUGCGAUCCGUAAACAGCCCCAGCAAAGACCAAGCAAAGGACGCCAGUCCGCCUCAAGCCGUGGCGGUAGCUCUCGAGCGCUCAGUGCUGAGAAUGAGGACGAAGCAGAGGAAGGCGAUGACGAAGGGGACGAAGAGCAAGAGGGCGAUGAGGACAUGGAAGAGGAAGCAGAGCCAGCGUCUGGCGCAGAGGAGGCAGAUGAAGGUGACGAAGAGGAGAAUGACGAAGCCAACCCUUCUCGUGGCAAAGCUGCCACGUCAAAGCGUGGCGGUCGAGGAGGAGCAAAAGCUUCUCGUGGCAGAGGCAAAGUAUCCAGCAGCACGUCCACGAGAGGCAAGGGCAAAGCCGCCGCAGCUGCACAGCCCCGGAGGACGACGAGGAAGCGCUGA
Messenger RNA from Jaminaea rosea, 1356 nucleotides. RefSeq lists its product as hypothetical. NCBI's taxonomy places the organism in Eukaryota, Fungi, Basidiomycota, Exobasidiomycetes, Microstromatales. The transcript has 2 exons. The annotation marks the transcript as partial. The record is from RefSeq and is a predicted model, not a curated record.